AUGGCGCGCGAUGAACCAUUAACCCACAAGCCCGGUCCGACACUGCUACCGGGCCCGAUAGCAUCAACUGUUAGUCUUGCCGCGCGCUCAACGUCUCUCGCCAUUCGCCUCGGCUCUCUGGUCGGCGGAUAUGGGCUCGACGCUGCGCGUUUCACCACCCUGUCCAGUCUCGAGCUGGCUCGUGGCCUGGUCGAGGUUGUCCUUACGCGUGCCGGAAAAGAUACCUUGGAUCACGCAAAGAGCAGCCUGGCUGCUUCCGACGCUGAAAAUGUGCUCGAGCGCAGCUUGGAGGGCCUUCACUACGCAGUCAUCCAAGUCGCCUUUUGGACCUCUGCCAGCUUUCGCUUAACUGGAACAACCCUCUCCCUGGCCUCGGACACGUCACAACUUUUCCUUUCGUCUUUGGAUAAGCUUCUUGGAUCGACAGACUCUUCUCGCGCUGUCGCCAGCAUCAUUACUCUCAUCCGCCGCGAGUUUCGCAAUCCAGUCACUGGCACCAGGGGCGAGCGCGUCGGCGUCCUCGACUUGACGCUGGCCCUCAGCGCCCUCGCAUAUCUUCAACAAGCCUGCCGCAAAUUGCCCGACGAAGAGGCUCGCAGGAACACCCUCGAAGAAGUCAUUUGGGAUGUGGUUGUGCUCAACGAUGGCGACCGCGUUGAUAUUGACGACAGGCUGGCUCUACAGCGCGGCUAUGCGCCCGCGCGUAGUCCAGAGAUUUCCCGGCGAGGCUCCCAGGAUGAGGAGGAAACCCUAGCGCUUCUGAAGAGCCACAUCACACAGUCUCUCCCACCGGAAACAAAGGUUACAAUUUCCAACUCCGUUACCGCUGUCCAAACCAUUACCGUUGAAGUUGAAGGCUGUCUGCCCAUCUUACCAACUCCACCGGGGGCCGAAAUCAUCGAAACCACAACGCCAGUCUCUAAACGCCUGUCUUAUCCAGGUCACGAAAACGAUGGACCUUACCGAGUUGUCUACCGAAUAGAACGCGACAAAUUUCGCGCCAUGACCUUGCAAGGAGGUGACGACGCGGAAACCGGCUCCAUUCUAGGCGAAAUUGACAGCGACAAAGAGUCUCCCCAGCCAAUGCAAUACGACCCAGCCACCGGCACGUUUGUGCCUGUACUAGCUCCCUUGUCACCGCCCAAAGAUGCCCGAGAUCUCAAAUCAGAAUCGCCUAUUUCCUCGCCAGAGACUCAGAAGAGUGAACAAAUGCCGAGAACAAGCGAAGCACGCAUGGUUGAGCCGACGGCAAACCAAAAACGGCAGAGACAGCCCGCUACAGCAGUGUCGUCGGGGAAAGCAACUUCUCCGACCGCAAAACGGCCUGUCCCCAAAAAGAAGGCAGAUAGCAGCAGCCGCUCCACGGACAAGAGGUCUGGACUGAAGCAGGUUCUCAAGGAUGGGGGCCAAUCGAUUUCCAACAUGUGGAACAAGGAUACUCACGAAAACGGACCAAGAUCAAAACAAGUAACUACUGCUAGUAGUCGCAUAGAGUCGUCGCAAAAAGUAACGGCACUGCACAGUCGUCCCACAAAAGCAUCGCAAGAGCGAUCCAUCGCGAAUCGCAGAUCGCUUGUGACUCCGGAACCUCUGCCUCGAAGUUCUUCUCACGCCAGCUACAUCUCGCUCGCCGAUAGGCGACAGACCAUUUCCUCACAAGGUGGUUAUCCUGUCAUCAAAGGCGGGGCACCGCCCUCUCCGACUCUCAGAAAGCAAGAUGCGUCAUUUCCCCAAGAACCUGCCGUCCGGUCGCGGCGAGGCUCGCUUCUCAGCGGCAAUGUGCCAGCGUCUCCAAUGCGCGGCCACCGCCGCAGCGGAUCGUAUGCUCCCAGUAUAUACAGCCUCGCAACUAACGACUCGCAAACCUCCCUGGUCCUCUCGUCUUAUUUUAAGAAGAGCAGUUACAGCACCGCUGACGCUUUGCACACUCUACGUCGAGAAGGAUUCGUUGACGGCACUUUCCCAGAAGGCCACUUGCUUCCCAAUAUUACCAGGUACAUGCGCUUUUCAUCAGCCUGCUAUGGAUCGCAUUUUCUCAAGUUUCUGGGUAUCUCGAACGACAUGCCGAAAUUGACGAGCUGGGAUGGAACGCAUCAGGAUGUUCGCCACUUUGCCCACCACACUGAAUCCAAUGCCGGCAACAUUUUACUCGCCUCGUUUGUUGAUCCUCAGGGAGGAGCGGACUCGACUGGCGCCACCGGCACUGGCGUCCCGCUUGUUCACUAUAUUUCUCUCGAUCACGAAGCCAAGGCUGUAGUUCUGGCCUGCCGCGGGACGCUCGGAUUUGAAGAUGUCAUGGCAGACAUGACGUGCGAUUACGAUAACCUAGUUUGGAAGAAACGACCCUACAAAGUGCACAAGGGUGUACAUGCUUCAGCACGCCGUCUUCUCUACGGAGACGAUGGUCGCGUCUUGGUCACUCUUAAAGAGGCCCUUGUCGAAUUCCCCGACUACGGCUUGGUUCUUUGCGGCCACUCUCUCGGGGGUGCUGUAACGGCCCUUCUUGGCGUCAUGUUGGCGGAAGCCAAUCCCCACGGCCCUGGAUUUGUGACGGCUCCGAAAGCUGCCUUCAAAAAGAUGCUCUCGGAUGGGAUUUCCAAGGAGCAUAAGUACAACGACACAUUUAUCCCAGCCGGACGUCGAAUCCACGUCUACGCGUACGGCUCGCCAGGCGUCAUGUCAGCAAAGCUCCGCAAGAUCACCCGCGGUCUCAUCACGACGGUGGUGCACGGUGACGACCUCGUGCCACACCUCUCUCUCGGUAUCUUGCAUGACUUCCAGGCCCUGUCGCUAGCCUUCAAAGACAAGGAAAAUGCAACCAAGGCCGAAAUUCGGAGACGCAUGUGGGCCACUUUCCAGAAUAACCUGUCGGACGCAUGGCACAGUGGCAACGAGUCGCGGGCUGUCCCCGGAAACGAUGACGACAAGUGGAUGCUCCCGGCGCUGGCCGCCCUUCGGGAGAACUUCAAAUGCGAGAGGCUCGUGCCGCCGGGCGAGGUGUUCGUGAUUGAGAGCUAUCCCGUGCUGCGCCGCGAGGCAUUUCUGCUCAACGGCGAGGGCUUGCUGGGGCGACCGGCGACGCGGGUGAUUUUGAAGUAUGUGCGCGACGUGGAGACGAGAUUCCUGGAGCCGCGGUUCGGCACGAGCAUGUUGACGGAUCACAGCCCGGCCAACUAUGAAAAUGCCUUGAACAAGAUGAAGCUGGGCGUGGUGGACUGA
Molecule: messenger RNA, 3219 nt
Organism: Cordyceps fumosorosea ARSEF 2679
Lineage: Eukaryota; Fungi; Ascomycota; Sordariomycetes; Hypocreales; Cordycipitaceae
Product: Lipase, class 3
Exons: 1
Coding region: 1-3219 (1072 amino acids)
Biological process (GO): lipid metabolic process
Source: RefSeq, a predicted model, not a curated record